AUGGCACUUUUGAAUUGGGAAUUUUUAGUCCCAAAUGGUAUGUUGGCAUCUAGUAUGCCCAGAUCUCUGUCAACCGGUGUUUUGACGCUCUCUACAUCUGGUUAUCUCACCAUAUCUGAUUUGCAAGGAAAAGCCGUUUGGUCCAGUAAUAGUACUCCGCAGGCAAAGGCAUCCAGAGCUUCCAUACUGGACAGUGGAAAUUUUAUUCUUUUAGGCGUCCAAAACACUUCUGAGAUUGUGUGGGAGAGCUUCACAAAUCCCACAGACCAUUAUUUGCCUACGAUGAAGUUUUGGAAAGGUAUGAAAGUAAACUCUUGGAAGAGUUCGGUGGAUCCAGCGCCUGGGCCCUUCUAUUUCCAAAUGGAUCCAUCCCCAGGAAGAAAUAGAUUUUUGCUGCAGUAUAAAAAUGGUGUUUCAUAUUACAGGUGGGCAGAGUUGACUGGUGGAUAUAACGCCACCAUAGCGAAGGCAACUGGUGUAUCGAAAACCGUGUACAACACAUACAAGCUUACGCCCGAAACUAGUUCGAAAUUGAUCCUAAUUAGGACAGUUCUCCAGAGGAAUGGCGAGCUAUCAAUUUACUUUUGGGCUAAUAAUAAAUGGAACCUGUUUCGUGAUAAUCCCCAAUCGAGUUGCGGUGUGUAUGGUCAAUCCGGGGCUUAUGGAGUAUGCUUUACCCCAGAAAACAUUGAGUUAUGCAACUGUGUGCAAGGAUUUCCCCCAAGAGACGCUACUGCCUGGCGUUCUCAGGAGUGGUGGUCAAGCGGUUGUGUUCGGCGUACUCCAUUAGACUGUAUCAAUGGUAGUGACACAACAGAUGGUUUCCUGCAAAUGAGUAAUACCACCUUGUGUGAUGAAGAAUCUGUUCAAUACAGCCAAGAGUCAACGCCUCUAGAAUGUAAAACUGCUUGUCUCAACAAUUGCUCCUGUAUGGCCUUUGCUUUCACUAAUUCUAUUCCUGCAAUUUGUAAAUUGUGGUUUGGCGAUCUGUUAAGCCUGCAGGCUACUUCUUCUCUCAUCCAGCCCUUAUUCAUUCGAUUGGCUGCCUCUGAUAUGCCACAGUCCCCACACAACGGAGGAAGGAACAGCAGAGUAGUUGCACUCUCCAUUUCAAUUCCUUUGGGCGCUAUAAUGGGUACUCUCUUUGCAUGGUUUAUUCAGCGCAGACGUGGAAGAUUGCUUGAUUACGACACACCAAUAUGGCUCCGAACAUUCACCUACAAAGAGCUCAAAAUUGCGACCAACAAUUUCGCCCAAAAGCUGGGAAAUGGAGCAUUUGGCUGUGUCUUCAAGGGAACUCUACCAGACAGUACACUUGUGGCCGUGAAAAAAUUAAAAGGGGGUUCUUCACAAGCAGAAAAGCAAUUCCGUGCAGAAACAGGCACCAUUGGAAACAUACACCAUGUGAAUUUGGUGAGGCUAUGGCGAUUCUGUGCAGAGAGAUCUCAAAGAAUGUUGGUUUUUGAGUAUAUGCAGAACGGGUCUCUCAACUCUUACUUGUCCCGCAAUUCUAAUGAAGCAAACAUAGUUAACAACAACAAGAGGAACGAGAGGAUAUUUGGCUACGGGGUGGAUCUCUGGCCUGCCAAUCACAGUGAAGGUAGAUGUAUACAGCUUCGGCAUGACCCUACUCGAAAUAUUGCGACGAAAUAUUGA
Messenger RNA from Cryptomeria japonica (Japanese cedar), 1656 nucleotides. RefSeq names its product G-type lectin S-receptor-like serine/threonine-protein kinase At2g19130. Gene Ontology annotation, biological process: protein phosphorylation; recognition of pollen. Bases 1 to 1656 code for a protein of 551 amino acids. The record is from RefSeq and is a predicted model, not a curated record. The transcript has a single exon. Lineage: Eukaryota; Viridiplantae; Streptophyta; Pinopsida; Cupressales; Cupressaceae. Gene Ontology annotation, molecular function: protein tyrosine kinase activity; ATP binding.